This is a messenger RNA of Alternaria arborescens, 1161 nucleotides long. RefSeq lists its product as hypothetical. The record is from RefSeq and is a predicted model, not a curated record. The coding region runs from base 1 to 1161 and encodes 386 amino acids. The transcript has 2 exons. NCBI's taxonomy places the organism in Eukaryota, Fungi, Ascomycota, Dothideomycetes, Pleosporales, Pleosporaceae.
AUGGAAAAAGAUCUAUUCGUCGGAAUAUUCGACCCUUUUCUCGACGUACUGGAUGGAGAUCUGUCUCCUACAACGGACACUUCGAAAGUGAAGCGCGAUUUGAUAUAUUAUACCAAAAACUUAAUGAAACAGUUCAAUAGUCUGCGCCAUCAAGUGCAGGCAAUUGACAAGGAUCUAAAGUACGAUUAUUCCUUGGGCGAAAGGUUUACUGUCUACGUCAUAUGGAGGAAGAGCACGAGUACCAUCAAGUAUUUACGAGCCUCGCUCAGCGUUGCGAGGCAGAGCAUCGUGGCUUUUACAAAUAUUAGUGUUAUCAGAAAGCAGAAUGAGGAGCUAGCUCAUCUCAGAUCUGCGUUGCCUCUAACCGAAAUACAACGCAUUGAGUCGACGUACGGCAUGGCAGUGGAGAGACGUAUUGAGGUGGUGGAAAAGAAAGUUCGUAGCCGCUGUGCUCAACAAGACAAGAUCGACAUAGAUAUGCAGGAAGCAGUGGUAGAAGUUGGAAUACACCAAAGGAACAUAAAAGAUCAGGCUUUUACCCCAGAGACACAACCCCUAUUACAACUCAAAAAAUCCGUAGACCAAUACGUCGACCGUGUCGUUGUCCAAGACAGAUCUGAUCGGAGAGCUCGGCGAAGAGAUUGUAGAAGCUCAGUUCUCAUGUCUGAGUCGAGUGCUACUACGCCAACACAAUCGACUCAGCCUUUGGAUCAUCCAAGGCAAGCACCAGAUUCGCUUCCAACAUCGCCCGAACCAUCUAUAGCAAGAAGCCCUAGUGUAGAGGUACAGCCCGCGGAAAGCAAACCAUCACCUAUCAUUCCAGUACUCUGUUCGCUCCGCAAGUUUCAACCACUACGCUUAACGCCGAUCGAACCUAAGCAGAUGCCAUCGUCCGGACCACCACCUGACACACCUUUGUCUCAUCUACCAAAACCAGAUGUCCCGCCGGCCGAUGAAGUCAGAUGGAUUAUGCAUGUCGAUCCUAAAAUCCUGGGACAGGAUGAAUAUGAUUCCGAAGAUGGGAUGUCUGAAGAAGAUGUACCAGCAGAGGAGCAAGCUACAGGAUCGAAGCCAAGCAUAUGGAAAAAUACCACCGGUGUAUUUGAGGGAGACAUGCCAAAUAGUUUGCGCAUACGGCGGCAGGAGAGUCGGUCACCUUAG